AUGGCGAGCCUUGACAGUAUGCUCGGCUCUGGGCCACAAGGCCAAAGCAUGCGAGGUACAUUCGGUCCAAAUUUUCUUUUCAACAACACCGGCGGUAGGCAGGGUUUCGACGCCCAUAUAAACUUCGGUGAUCUUCAUAUCGGUAUGGGUGCUGCAUUCGAUAGUGCACUUGAGGGAGCCUUCAGCCACCCCGUCUUUUCCGGAAACGGUGUCGCUUAUGGGCCUGGAGCCCUGAGGCCUGGAAGCUGUUUCGGUGAGAACCUUCCAUUUGGAUCUGGCAGCCAUACACAUAUUCAUGUUGGAGGCUUUGGACGAGGCGAAGACCUGCCCUUUCAUGCUCACCCCAUUCCACCACGUAGAUAUGGGCACGCUCCAGGCCCUACACGAGGUGAUUUUCCAGUCGAGUUCGAGCCUCAUCCCCUCCCAGAAGACUACCAGCCCACUCAAAGCAGCGAGCAGCGUAUCAAUAACUUCGUCACACGCAACACCGAGCCCCUCACCGCCGCCAACACUACUAGUACGACAAACACUGACUGCCCAGUCUGCAUGGAAAAUUCUGCGGCUCAUCCUUGUGUCAAGAUCAACGGCAUCCAAGGCUGUGAACACAUGAUAGGACGAAACUAUCUCAAAGAGUUUCUGAAACAGGGGCCGGAUGACGAGAAGACAUGUCCCCUUUGUAGAGCUGUCUGGCUUGCAGAGAACGGAGUUUGGCAAGAUGCAGAGCAGUCGAGUGGGCGUACUGCUACGGCGAACCUAGGUCAUCGUUUCGCGAGGCGGUGA
This is a messenger RNA of Alternaria rosae, 780 nucleotides long. RefSeq lists its product as uncharacterized. The record is from RefSeq and is a predicted model, not a curated record. The transcript has a single exon. NCBI's taxonomy places the organism in Eukaryota, Fungi, Ascomycota, Dothideomycetes, Pleosporales, Pleosporaceae. Bases 1 to 780 code for a protein of 259 amino acids.